Molecule: messenger RNA, 3666 nt
Organism: Salarias fasciatus (jewelled blenny)
Lineage: Eukaryota; Metazoa; Chordata; Actinopteri; Blenniiformes; Blenniidae
Product: NLR family CARD domain-containing protein 3-like
Exons: 6
Coding region: 18-2786 (922 amino acids)
Molecular function (GO): protein binding
Source: RefSeq, a predicted model, not a curated record
UGGACUUCCUGAGGAGGAUGAAGCAGGAGGAGCUGGCUGAGCGUCUGUGGAGCAAAACUUCUGCUGGAGUCUGCCAGCAGAAGCUGAAGUGUGGCCUGAAGAAGAAGUUCCAGUCUGUGUUUGAGGGAGUCUCUAAAGCAGGAGACUCCACCUCCCUGAACCAGAUCUACACAGAGCUCCACAUUACAGAGGGAGGGACUGCAGAGGUCAAUGAGGAACAUGAGGUCAGACAGAUUGAAACAGCAUCCAGGACAGCAGACAGAGCAGAAACAAGCAUCAGACCAGGAGACAUCUUUAAAGCCCCACCUGGAAGAUCUCAACCAAUCAGAACAGUGCUAACAAAGGGAGUGGCUGGCAUUGGGAAAACAGUCCUGACUCAGAAGUUCACUCUGGACUGGGCUGAAGACAAAGACAACCAGGACAUCCACUUCACAUUUCCAUUCACCUUCAGAGAGCUGAAUGUGCUGAAGGAGAAGAAGUUCAGCUUGGUGGGACUUGUUCAUCACUUCUUCACUGAAACCAAAGAAGCAGGAAUCUGCAGCUUUGAAGACUUCCAGGUGGUCUUCAUCUUGGACGGUCUGGAUGAGUGUCGACUCCCUCUGGACUUCCAGCACCCUGAGUUCCUGACUGAUGUUACAGAGUCCACCUCAGUGGAUGUUCUGCUGACAAACCUCAUCAGGGGGAAACUGCUUCCCUCUGCUCGCCUCUGGAUCACCACACGACCUGCAGCAGCCAAUCAGAUCCCUGCUGACUGUGUGGACAGGGUGACAGAGGUCCGAGGGUUCACUGACCCCCAGAAGGAGGAGUACUUCAGGAGGAGGUUCAGAGACGAGGAGCAGGCCAGCAGCAUCAUCUCCCACAUCAAGACCUCCCGAAGCCUCCACAUCAUGUGCCACAUCCCGGUCUUCUGCUGGAUCACUGCUACAGUUCUGGAGAAGGUGUUGAAGAGCAGAGAGGGAGGAGAGCUGCCCAAGACCCUGACUCAGAUGUACAUCCACCACCUGGUGGUCCAGGCCAAAGUCAAGAAAGUCAAGUAUGAUGGAGGAGCUGCCACAGAUCCACACUGGAGUCCAGAGAGCAGGGAGAUGAUGGAGUCUCUGGGAAAACUGGCUUUUGAGGAGCUGCAGAAAAGAAACCUGAUCUUCUAUGAACCCGACCUGACAGAGUGUGGCAUCGAUCUCAGAGCAGCCUCAGUGUACUCAGGAAUGUUGACACAGAUCUUUAGAGAGGAGAGCGGCCUGUACCAGGACAAGGUGUUCUGCUUCAUCCAUCUGAGCCUUCAGGAGUUUCUGGCUGCUCUUCAUGUCCAUCAGACCUUCAUCCAGUCUGGAAUCAACCUGCUGGAAGAACAACAGCAAACCUCCAAGUGGUCAAAUAUUUGGAAACCUAAUCUCCACCAUCUCCAUCAGAGAGCUGUGGACGAGGCCUUGAAGAGUCCAAAUGGACACCUGGACUUGUUCCUCCGCUUCCUCCUGGGUCUUUCACUGCCGGCCAAUCAGAGUCUCCUUCAAGGUCUGCUGACACAGACAGGAAGUAGCUCACAGACCAAUCAGGAAACAGUGAAGUACAUCAAGAAGAAGCUGAGUGAGAGGCUGUCUGCAGAGAGAAUCAUCAAUCUGUUCCACUGUCUGAAUGAACUGAAUGAUGGUUCUCUGGUGGAGGAGAUCCAACAGUCCCUGAGAUCAGAAAGUCUCUCCACAGAUGAACUGUCUCCUGCUCAGUGGUCAGCUAUGGUCUUCAUCUUACUGUCAUCAGAAGAAGAUCUGAAGGAGUUUGACCUGAAGAAAUACUCUGCUUCAGAGGAGGCUCUUCUGAAGCUGCUGCCAGUGGUCAAAGCCUCCAACAAAGCUCUGUUGAGCAGCUGUGGUCUGUCAGAGAGAAGCUGUGGAGCUCUGUCCUCAGUUCUCAGCUCUCAGUCCUCCAGUCUGACACAUCUGGACCUGAAUAACAACGACCUGCAGGAUUCAGGAGUGAAGCUACUGUCUUCUGGACUGGAGAGUCCUCACUGUAAACUGGAAGCUCUCAGUCUGUCAGGGUGUCUGGUCUCAGAGGAAGGCUGUGCUUCUCUGGUCUCAGCUGUGAGCUCCAAGUCCUCCCAUCUGAGAGAGCUGGACCUGAGCUACAACCAUCCAGGAGACUCAGGAGUGGAGAAGCUGUUUGCUGCAGUGGAGGAUCCACAGUGCAGUCUGGAGACUCUCAGGGUGGACCAUGGUGGGGAGCACAGGUUAAAACCUGGUCUAAGGAAGUAUUUCUCUCAACUUGAACUGGAUCCAAACUCAAUGAACAGAAACCUCAAACUGUCGAACAACAACAGGAAGGUGACAUAUGUGAAGGAAGAGCAGCCGUAUCCUGAUCAUCCAGACAGAUUUGAUGACUGGUCUCAGCUGCUAUGUGGAAAUUUUCUGAGUGGUCGGUGUUACUGGGAGGUUGAGUGGAGCGGAAAGGUUUAUAUAUCAGUGAGUUACAGAGGAAUCAGGAGGAGAGGCUACUUGAAUCAGUGUGUGUUUGGAUGGAAUGAUCAGUCCUGGAGUCUGGCCUGCUCUGAUGAAGGUUUCUAUGUCAGACACAAUGGCAGAACAACAUACAUGUCCUCCUCCUCCUCCUACUCUUCUUCUGGUAGAGUAGGAGUGUAUGUGGACCAUCCUGCUGGCUCUCUGUCCUUCUUCAGAGUCUCCUCUGACUCUCUGAUCCACCUCUACACCUUCAACACCACAUUCUCUCAACCUCUCUACGCUGGAUUUAGACUCUUGUCCUCUGGUUCUUCAGUGAGUCUGUGUCCUCUGUAGGAAGGACGGUCUCUGUCUCUGACAGCAGUCCUGUCAGCACCAAUCAGAGAUCCAGAGAACAUCAGUGGAGUUCAGCAGGGUUCACAGACCUGCUGGCAGCUGCCACACCUUCCAGUAGCUGCCAGUUAUUUAUUGACCUCUCUUGUUCCGUCCUGCCAGUGCUGCUGUCCCCUCACCUCAUAAGUCAGUACAGCUGCCACUAAAGCACCCUGUAGGCAGAGGUCAGUAACUACAGGUCAGCUCCAUUAAACCCUGUGAGUUACUCACUCACAUCUUGAGCCCUGUAAGGAUAUUCACAUAGACUGGCGUCAGUCUUUAAACUGGCCAGGUGAUGGCAACACGGCCUGUCACUGACUCAACAAGCUCAUUUUUUUUCCACUGUUCACCACUGGGGGGUCUGACAAAAGGCCUCUUCAAAUCAAACUCCAAUUUGUUCUUUAACCUGACCCUGAUGACGACCCUCAUUCAGGCAUGUGGGAAGGUGUUUUAAGUAGAGGGGGCUGGCAACUGUUUAAAGCCUUAAGCGGACUGGCCCCUCGGUACAUUUCAGACCUCAUCCAAAUUUACCAGCCCCGGCGCGCCUUGAGGUCUGAAGGCCAGCUCCAGCUCGUGGUGCCGAAGACGAGAUUUAAAACCCGAGGGGACAGGGCCUUCUCUGUGGUUGGUCCCAAACUCUGGAAAGCUCUGCCCCGCCACGUCCGAACAGCUCCCACAGUUGAGUGUUUUAAGUCUCGUCUUAAGGUCCACUUUUAUUCUCUGGCUUUUAAAGGAAUACUCCGAAGAUUUUGGACCCACGCCCUGUCCCUAUCAUUUACAAAGUGAGAUAAGCUCAUAAAUACCUUUUUCUGUCUGUGCGUCCAGUGGCUGGCUCCCAGCUGUU